This is a messenger RNA of Acanthoscelides obtectus, 455 nucleotides long. NCBI's taxonomy places the organism in Eukaryota, Metazoa, Arthropoda, Insecta, Coleoptera, Chrysomelidae. The record is from the annotation of a GenBank genome assembly.
AUGGAACACCCUGUAUAUACCAAGACAUUUAAAUGACUCGACUAUUUCAUUUUUUUUCAUCAUUAAUCAUGAGACUAAUUGUAUUGUCACCUAAAUGUUUCCCUAUUGACAAAGAUUUUGUUUUAUUAGUGUUUAAUUUAAGUUUAUUGACAUUUAACCAAUUCAUAAUUUUUUCAAUAUCACUAUUUAACAGUUCUAAAGCAGUGUCCAAAUGUUUAUGUGAUAUACAAGUUGAGUCAUUUAUUUUAACAGUAAAUAGAUCUGAUCAAAAGAAAUGUUUUUUCCUUUAGCAUUUUUCUGGUAAAAUUAAAGUAACAAAUAUAUAAGAUAAAGAAUGCACACGUCGUAUGGUAAAAAAAUAACAGACUUUAUUGCAGGAACGAAGAGUGGUUACAAGAAAAAUAACAGAGCUGUAUCGAAAAAAAAGAAGUAAAAAGCAAAUAUUUCUUAAUGGG